UUAGUUUUACAUUUGUUGCAGCAACGACAUGUCGGAUGAUGAAGGAUAUGAGGCAGGUUUCCCUGAUGAGGAAGAAGAUGAACCAACUUUAGACUUUGAUGAGGAGAAUUUAGAUGUUGAUGAACGAGAAGAUGAGACGGAGGAAAGGGAAGAAGAAGUUGAUUGGUUGAUGCAAAGAGAUGAAGAGAACCAGAUAAUGGAGCCAAUAGGAAAAGCCAAAGAGACUACCCAAAAAAGAAUAACGACAAGGUUUCUGACGAAAUAUGAAAGAGCUAAAAUUUUGGGGACCAGGGCUUUGCAGAUAAGUUUAGGUGCUCCAGUUAUGGUGGAUUUGGAAGGUGAGACGGAUCCUUUGGAAAUUGCCCAAAAGGAACUUCGAGAGAGGAAAAUUCCAAUUACCAUUCGUAGAUAUUUACCUGAUGGAACUUUUGAAGACUGGAAUGUCGAUGAGUUGUUGGAGUAGAUAUCGUUGGAUACCUAGCGAGUACUUACUAGUAGAAUGGAAAUAGACAUACGACUGUAUUUUAGACAACUUGCGUAGAUAGUGAAUAUAAAUUUGCUGAAUAUCUCUUGUUGUGUUCGAAUAUGUUGAAAACAAUAUGCUCUCUGUUGUGUAAACACAACGACAGAUAAAUAUCCGUUAACGCUU
Galdieria sulphuraria is the source of this 649-nucleotide messenger RNA. Its product is annotated as DNA-directed RNA Polymerase II subunit F. NCBI's taxonomy places the organism in Eukaryota, Rhodophyta, Bangiophyceae, Galdieriales, Galdieriaceae. The transcript has 5 exons. The coding region runs from base 29 to 463 and encodes 144 amino acids. The record is from RefSeq and is a predicted model, not a curated record. Gene Ontology annotation, biological process: DNA-templated transcription. Gene Ontology annotation, molecular function: DNA binding; DNA-directed RNA polymerase activity. Gene Ontology annotation, cellular component: nucleus; RNA polymerase II, core complex; RNA polymerase III complex.